GUCAUCUAUACAGACGGAUCUUCGCAGAGCAGGAAGCGACACUGUUCACCCUUAUGGACUGAUCUACAUGAUGUGAGUGAUUCAUGGUGCUUUGCGGUCUUUGCUGAACAAUACACCGAGGACACUGCUCAGGAGGAGCGACAGCUGGAAUUCAUUGGAGACCAUCUCAGAGUUGCCCACACACGCAGUCAUGCAGGGGAACCCUUCAACGAGCUUGUCGACUUCUUCGCCAAGUUGGAGGGACGCAACAGUCUGUAUCUGCCACGACAACAGAUCAAUAUGCAAACAUUUGGUCGCAUUCUACGCAUUUUGUGGAUUAUACUCCCGCAGGACGGAGAUCUUCCCACACUAUGCGAAGGAGGAAUUGCCAUCACUCCUCCAGAAGUCCCUACCACCAUGGUCUGCCCGGACACAACCGAAAAGGUGCACCUCCUUGACAAGAUCAUAGUCACACUCAGUUUUGCAUCGGCCAAUGUCAGAACCUUUUACUGGGGUCAAGACGGAGUGCCAGGCAAACUGCACUACGUGCGUGAACAAUUUCAACAUCAGCAUCUUCACUUUCUCGGCUUGCAGGAAACGCGUACAUCACAGUGCUCGGCAACUGCUGAGUCAGUCCUACGCCUGGCCAGUGGAGAUCGACAGGGACAACAAGGAGUCGAGCUGUGGGUGAACCUCAAACCCUACGGCUGGCACAACCAAGUGCCACUUUGCUUCUCCAAGUCUCAUGUUGUUGUCACUCACACGAGCCCUCGUUAUCUCUUGGCACACGUUUGCAAUGAGCAUGUAGAUUUCUGGAUUGCGGUGAUCUAUGCCCCGCAAAGUGGUAUUUCCCACUCUGAACGUGAAGAAUGGUGGCAUACUAUGACGACACUUCUCCACACAAUCAUUGGGGACAGAGAUCUGGUCUUGCUCAUCGAUGCGAAUGCGGCCACAGGAGAAGCUGAUGAUCAACAUGCAUUCCACAAUGAUGACAAAGCCACAAGCAGCACUCCCCUCCUUCGAGAUCUACUCGUAGCUCAACGGCUGUGCCUGCCUGCUACCAGUGACCGUCAUCAAGGAGAUCAAGAAACUUGGAUCUGCCCAGCCACCAAUCACGGUCAUCGCAUUGACUAUGUUGCCAUUCCCAAGACGUGGCUUUCAUCAUGCACUAUAUCACGAACCAUUCCAGAGCUGGACCUUGGCAAUCUCGGGGACCACACGGCUGUUGGACUUGAAGUACAAUGGACACAGUUCUCUAGGCGGGAAGACGGCUGCGCCAUCUUCGUCGCAUUCAAGCAAGGGAACUCUUGGCAAGAACCUUUGCGGCCUGGAAGACACCUCGAGCUGAAGUACCAGGGGAAGAGUUUAGCGGCUGGCAUCAUCGAGCACUUUGAGGGCUCAGCAACCCACAGCACCCGUGCUCUUCGACACAAAUACUUUGGACCUACUGCUACUGGAAAGAUGCACGUCCUCACCGAGAACGGCAAUCGUGAAAUCACAGUGGUUGUGUACGGCACAGAGUCUUGGACGCUGAUGGAUAAGGCCAACAAACACUAUUUUCACAGCGCCUACAUGAGACUCUAUCGUCGGCUACUGAAGAUCCAACCAGACCAACCGCUUACAGAUGAUGAACUUUUGUCCACAUUGAGCAUGCCCGCACCAACGACAGUGUUGCGAGUGUCCAGACUACGCUAUUUGGCACUCCUCUACAAAUGCGCAUCAGUCACCCCAUGGGCAGUGUUGCGCAAGCUGCAGCAACAUCUUCGCUGA
Molecule: messenger RNA, 1749 nt
Organism: Cladocopium goreaui
Lineage: Eukaryota; Dinophyceae; Suessiales; Symbiodiniaceae
Source: the annotation of a GenBank genome assembly